Molecule: messenger RNA, 1062 nt
Organism: Astrephomene gubernaculifera
Lineage: Eukaryota; Viridiplantae; Chlorophyta; Chlorophyceae; Chlamydomonadales; Astrephomenaceae
Source: the annotation of a GenBank genome assembly
CCGCGUAAUAGUUGCCUGUAGUAUGCCAUUUAUAUUGCUGUAUACCUUGUCUUCUGCUACACACACCUGCUCGUAAUUCUGGUUAGUCGUCCAAUUCUCUAGGACUGGCCCGAAAGAACUCUUACAUGUGGAUCACUAUGACGCCCUGGGAUAUACUGUAGCUUUAGUCCUGAGGCCGGCGGUUCCCCUUUACAAAAUGAAGCGUCUUGGCCAACUCCUUUCCUCGUUACGCUAUGAGAGACUGCCCGAGAAGGAGAAGGACGACCGAGAGACGGAAUCAGGUUCACCAACAAAGCAACAGCUGGGACAGACAGCGUCUAGGGCGCAACAGCACGAAGACAGGACCCGAUGGCCUGUCGCUCUGCUCUCCGUGAAGGGCAUGACCUGUGCGGCCUGCUCCAAGGCCGUCGAAGCCGCUCUCAGUUCCGUGGAGGGAGUGAAGCGGGUCAGCGUGGCCCUGCUGCAGGAGAGCGCGGAGGUCCACUUUGACGAGUCCAGCAUCUCCCCCGAGGCGCUGGUAGCGCUGGUGGAGGACGCGGGCUUCGACGGGGCGCUGGUCAGCGUGCGCAGACCCAGACACCAAAUGGAGGUAUUGCGGCUGCGGGUGAGCGGCAUGGUGUGCAGCGCCUGCAGCGGCGCGGUGGAGGCGGCGCUGCGGGAGGUGCCCGGGGUGACACGGGCGGGGGUGGCGCUGGCGUCGGGGGAGGCGGAGGUGACGUUUGACGCGGCGGUGGUGACGGCGGAGUCUGUGGUGGCGGCGGUGGAGGAGGCGGGCUUCGAGGCGGCCACGCUGUCUCAGGAGGGUCUGGAGACCAUGACCAUACGGGUCGAGGGCAUGACGGGCACCUCCAGCAGCACCGCAGUGGAGGCGGCGCUGCGGCGGGUGCCGGGGGUGGCCCGGGCGGCUGUGAACCUCAUCGCGGGUCAGGCGGAGGUGUGGUACGACUCCAACACGUCGGGGCCGCGGGACUUCCUGGCAGCGGUGAACGCAUGCGCGGGAGGGGGCGUGUACACCGCCCACCUGGCCCGAGGUCUGGGGGCGGUGGCCUACCUGCCGGCUGG